CUUUCGGUCGGUAAACGCUACGGCAACGAACGCUUAUUUGGUGCCCGCGGCGCGAAAUUAGCAGCCCGUACAAGCUUCAGUGGCUUGUUUUACAAUAAUGACUUUAAAAUAUUGUUGAAAGUUAUUGAUGAAUCGAAACCCUGACGGAAGUUUUCUACGGUUCUACGUGAAACGGUGCGUAAAGCUACCUGACAUUUGUAGCAGUGACAUACCAAAGGCUCUGGAAAAUCAUCAAGAGCUCUUGAAGAUGAAUCAGUGAAGUGAAAAAUACCUCAGCGAUCUCUAUACACGUGCUACAGGUGUAUUUCGUAUCAAGCAUCCCGUGUGUACAUCGGCACAAACAAACGUCGCAAAAGUGUCAAAGGUUCAGAUUACCUUCAUAUUACAAAUCAUUGUACAGUUGCGGCUGUGUACGGUUCAGCUCGUUGCAGCUGUGUGCAGUAUCAGUGUCGCUGCCGAGGUAGUAUGCUACUGUUUCGAGGCAUCUUACAUCUUCCGACGAACGCAUCUUUGUUUUGAAAGCAUUUCGAUUCAGCUGAAAAGCGUCAACCGAUCCGUGCGACGCGAAGCUAGAGUACGAUCAUGUGCACACGAUCCUGAGUAAUCAGAGCACGUACGAAAGCGCGAAAGUGUUCGAGCCGAACAAGAGAGGGCAUAGCAUUGCUGUGCACAUGAAGCGCGACGAGGAACGCGCGCGCAAGAUGUGGAGGGACAUCGGUGUUGCAGCGAUGCAACACGGUCCAAACUCUCUCCACCAUCAUCAGCCAUCGAUGUACGGUGGUCCCGGCAACGGUACGGCACCGACUCUACCGAACAAUCCACACUGGAAUCAGCCGGGAUACAGGAAUUCCUACAGCCUGCCCCAUCCGACCUCUCAGAAUGGGAUAAUCGAAAGGAAUGGAGGGAGCCGGGGCGGAGUAGAUGGUAGCGGCAAUCGCUACUCGCACUACGAUGUAAAGCCCCUGUCACAGGCUCCAUCCUUUCCGGAGAUCUCGAGUGCCAGCUACAACGGCAAUGGGUACCACCAUCCGCACCUCAAUCAUCAUCCCCAUCACCUACACCAGCAGCAGUCGCAGCCACAUCAUCCAGCGGGCCAUCACGGACUGAAACCGCCGCGACCUCUAUCGAUGUAUGAGCUAGGCAAUGGGCAUCACAAUGGAGGCAGCAGCAGUCCACAAUUGCACUCGCUACCACCGAACUUUGUGCCACACCAGACUCGCAACGGUAGCGGACGGUCACCACCGCCGUUGGUGAUCCAUAACGGCAAUCAGCAUGGCAUGGGACCACGAUCACCUGUAGGUCAUGCUGGCGAAGGCGUUGGAGGAGGUCGCGCACUUUUACAACAACCGGAAGAACUGAAAGUCGACCCGGAGCUUAUCUUCACAAAGCAGGAGCGUAUAGGCAAAGGAUCCUUCGGCGAAGUAUUUAAGGGUGUUGACAACCGGACUCAGCAGGUGGUCGCAAUUAAGAUCAUCGAUCUCGAAGAAGCUGAAGAUGAAAUCGAAGACAUUCAACAGGAAAUUAUGGUGCUAUCGCAAUGUGACUCACCAUUUGUCACCAAAUACUUCGGAUCAUAUCUUAAGGGCACCAAGCUAUGGAUCAUCAUGGAAUAUCUCGGCGGUGGAUCCGCCCUAGACCUCAUGAAAGCGGGUCUCUUCGAGGAGAUGCACAUCGCCAUCAUACUGCGCGAGGUGCUCAAAGGUCUGGACUACCUGCACUCGGAGCGCAAGUUACACAGGGACAUCAAGGCGGCUAACGUGCUGCUGAGCGAGCUGGGAGACGUGAAGCUGGCUGACUUCGGCGUUGCCGGUCAGCUCACAAACACCACUUCCAAGCGAAACACCUUCGUUGGAACACCCUUCUGGAUGGCACCGGAAGUGAUAAAGCAGUCCAUGUACGAUUCCAAAGCCGACAUCUGGUCGCUAGGUAUUACCGCAAUCGAGCUGGCGAAAGGUGAACCACCCAACUCGGAGCUGCAUCCGAUGCGGGUAUUGUUUCUGAUUCCGAAGAACAAUCCACCUCAGCUAACGGGUAGUUAUACGAAGCCAUUCAAAGAUUUUGUCGAAGCGUGCCUAAAUAAAGAUCCAGAAAAUAGACCAACAGCAAAGGAACUGCUAAAGUUUCCUUUCAUUAAGAAAGCGAAGAAAAAUUCUUACCUAAUCGAUCUAAUCGAUCGGUACAAAAAAUGGAAGUCUCAAAAAGGCGAAGAAAGUGAAACAGAAUCAGAAAAUUCGGAUUCUGAGGACUCGAAACAGGAUAGCGAUCUCGAUGAACCGUGGAUAAUGACGGUGAAGGGAUUGAAUUUUAAUAACUUUAAUAAAAAUGUGAUGGAAGACCCGCUUGGAUCACCGGUAAAACACAAUGGUACCAGCAAUGUCGGUGGUGUCAGCUCGAACCGUGAUAGGGAUUACAAUUUGAAUCAACAUAAAACAAGUCAGCCACGACCAUCUUCAUCGCCAUCGCAUCAGUCCUCUUCGACGCUGAUUGCAGCCAACAAUGCCACGAACACCAGUCCAAUCAUUGUGGAUUCGCGCAAGGAGCGCGAACUGCAAAAUCAAAUCUCUGCUUUGCAGCUGCAGAAGGAGAAAGAAGCGAGCUUAGAACGACAACAGCGAGAUCAUCGCCUGGAGCGCGAAUCAGAAUGGGAAAAGGAUCGCGAAAAGGAGCGAGAACGGGAGCGUGAGCGAGAUCGUGAUCGUGAUCGUGAUCGUGAACGUGAGCGUGAUCGCGACCGUGAACGGGAUCGGGACCAUCGUGAACGGAUAGAUCGCGAUCAUCGAGAAAAGGAUCGUGAUAACAAAGAGCGAAAAAUGGUUGCCUCCGACAGCCUGAGCGGAUCGGGCAAUGAGAACGAGAAGCGCAGUAGCAGUUUGCGGCGCGAACGGGAUUCGCCCAGCCACAACAACACAAGCAGCAAUGGCAACUCGCGCACCAACAGUAUUACGAAUGUAAAUAACAACUCCAGCAAAAGCUCGAGUCGAUCGUCCUCCACGACGACGCCAACUACGACGACGACGUCGACAAACAGUGGUUGUCUUAAGGCAAUUAUUUUCCCUCUUUUAUCUGAGAUGCAGCGAAAUUAUAACAGUGGUUCCGACAUGGGAGACCUACGGCUGGCCUUCGAGAGCGCCGAACGGAGUAGUCCGGGCGUGAGUGAUCUGUUUGUGAAGGAAAUCAUCCACAAGCUUGUGCCCGGUUUCUCCGAGACGCGAAUCAAUACGCUUAUAGAUAAAGUGACACGUGAUUCCAGAGUAAAGCGAUAAAAAAGCGGUAAACAAGGAAUUGGUUUGGGUGUUGUGUUUUGUACCAAGAGUGAAUACUGUGAGUACUGAUCACAUGAUCUUGUUACGGCAGCUGCAAAGUAUUCAGUGCAGUAUGGAUUGGAAAGAACUCUGAGUCGCUUAGAAUACGGUCAUGAACUUACCUGUUCAUAGCGUACCGUCAAUCAAUGUAAUAGUUGGUAUCAAGCAACCAAUUCAAUGUUCUUAUCGCGGUGGUGUACCUAAUCUACAAGAUCGUUCUGGAAUUGUACGACGAGAUCUUUCCGAAGAAAAGGUUCUUGUUUUGUCUUAGUUUGGUUUUAGUUUAGCGUAUUUAACCGUCAGGGGGUACCAUCCUAACAGUUAAAAUCGGACGUAAACCCUAAUAAAAAAAACCCCAUACCUGUAUCGCGGUCGAAUGCAUAGUCGUGUAAUUUUUGUUUGUUUUCGUUAUACUUUCUGCGCAAUGUUAAUUAAACUAUUGAACAAUAAUAUGUAAAAGAUGAAAUGAAGAAAAUAACGUAUUGAAACUGUAAAACAAUUAGAAUAUUUAAGUGACAAUUCUAAAACUAUGUUACGGUAUCGCAAUAAAAACAAAAAGUCUAUGAAACCUAUCGACGCGCGGCGUUCACGAUUUCUAGCGCUUAUUCUAACUUGCAGGACUAUAUACAGGUGGGUUGAACAAAAUGUUUAACCAGUGAGACGAGACUCUAGUCUGCGAAAAAAAAAUCACAACAAAGCGAUAUGGAUGGUUUAUGACAAUAUGAAGUGUUUUUUUGGCAUAUUAGACUAGCCAGUAAGAAUGUGGAGUAAAUUCUUCUCAAAUCAUGAGCUCUAUUGAAAGAAAUGUGACUUGGAACAAACUAACAAGGACGGACGAUAAUUUGUACAUUACAAUGUAUUAAACUUGAUUGAAAACACCCAAUAACACGUAAAUAAACACACACAUACACACAUAUGUAUGCACACAAUUCAAUAUAUAAUUGUGAAAAUAUACACAUUAUGAAAGUGAGUAAAAUCGCGACAUGCAAUCAUUUGUUUUCUUCUGUUUUAUGAUUCUGGAUGUAAAUAGGCACUCUGUUUUGGUAUUUUAGUGCACAUGCUAUUCAGUUGUUAACUAAUUUGAAUGAUUUAUAAAGUUUAAAUAUGUAUAAACUAGUUUGUUUACAUUAAACCACACAUGAACACGCAUACUAACACAUACCUUUACACAAUCUUUAAUGUUUAUUUUAUACUAUCUUAACAACACAUCUAGACAGUAUUUGGAUAAUGUGAUUCUUUUUUUCGCAGCAAAUAUUUUUACUUAGUUUAAAGAAUAUCCGUUAAGCCUGUUAAAAAAGUUGACCGUUAACAGAAUGGUUUAACAGUUUUGCUUUUUUCUGUAAAUGGAGUUCUAUUUUUUCUUCUUUUCAAAUUUCCAACUAAUGCUUCUACAUAAUACAUGUGACCAACAGAGUAGAAUGUGUUGAGUUUUAUGCUCUUUUCUGAAGCAUAUGCAUGAUUUGAUUGAAUGAGUUUGAUACUACUUUUUCACAUUUUUUCAUCCCUUCCCCAUAGCCGAGCUUCCGGUAACUCUUCCAAGAUGACCGUUCUUUACUAGGGCAAUUGUAUAGCGUGUUUUUUUUUCGUGAAACGCGUGUACGAGUCUGGUGUUCAUCACAUUUAACUGCAGAUUAUAGUGCAUACAAUUAUACGUUUAGUUAAUUAUACGUUCAAUUAGUCCUGACUGACAGGGGAAAUAAUACAAAUGGCGGCACCUGGUUGUUGUUUUGGUAAGAUUUAUGCUAUCUUUCCUCGUUUAUCCUUUUGCAUGUGGCUUUGUAAAUCUUUUAAAUUCGGAAACGUUAAACAACUGGCAAAAGCUGUUGACGAUGUUGUUUGUUCGUGUUUAUUUCCUUAUUGUAGCAGCAGGAAAGCUAAAGCAGUAAAAACAAUUAUAUCUUAAAAUAUAGAUAUUUAUUGAUAAUGUAGAAAAAAAAAA
Anopheles arabiensis is the source of this 5241-nucleotide messenger RNA. RefSeq names its product serine/threonine-protein kinase 24 (gene GckIII). Lineage: Eukaryota; Metazoa; Arthropoda; Insecta; Diptera; Culicidae. Gene Ontology annotation, biological process: protein phosphorylation. The coding region runs from base 672 to 3263 and encodes 863 amino acids. Gene Ontology annotation, molecular function: protein kinase activity; ATP binding. The transcript is spliced from 10 exons. The record is from RefSeq and is a predicted model, not a curated record.